Nicotiana tabacum (common tobacco) is the source of this 1304-nucleotide messenger RNA. Its product is annotated as zinc finger protein 7-like. NCBI's taxonomy places the organism in Eukaryota, Viridiplantae, Streptophyta, Magnoliopsida, Solanales, Solanaceae. The record is from RefSeq and is a predicted model, not a curated record. Gene Ontology annotation, biological process: negative regulation of abscisic acid-activated signaling pathway.
UUCCCAAUUUCCCUUAAAGUUCCUUUUUCUUUCGUACUUAAAUUAUUUGAAAGUGGGCAUUUGAAACAGCACCAUUUUUUGUCUUUGAUGAAGUCCUUUCACUAAUUUUGCUACUACAACAAGUCAACAACAAGAAGAAGCUGCCCCCUCAAGAAGAUGUACUACACUAGUCAGAAAUAGCUGGACAAUGUUACUAAGUCGACGAUAGCUCAUUUGUUUCAAUUGAUCACUAUAGAGUGUAAGUUCCUAAUAUUUAACCAAAAUGCAAACACCAAGAGUCAAUCUUGAAGUUGAGGCGUUGUUUGAAGAUGAUUCUGAUAUUAUUAGCCAGGUAGCUUCUAAUAUAUGUACCGUUGAAUCGUUCACGGAUCCUUACAAGGACAGAGUUAUAGAUUUCACUAAGUUAAGUUCAGAACCAGUGUCACUUGACUUGUCUCUUAGCCAGGAUUCAAUAGGCUUUUCAGUAUCUAGCACAAGCGAAAGCAGCAAUGAACAUGCAGCACAAAAUUCAGGAUCAGGAUCAGGAUCAGGAACGGCAUUUCAAAGAGUUUUUAGUUGCAAUUUCUGCCAAAGGAAAUUCUACAGUUCACAGGCACUUGGUGGACACCAGAAUGCACAUAAAAGAGAACGAACACUUGCGAAACGAGCUAUGAGAAUGGGAAUUUUCUCAGAAAGGUAUGCUAAUUUGGCAUCUUUGCCAUUACAUGGAUCUACAGUAAGGUCAUUAGGAAUCAAAGCACAUUCUUCGCUACACCAGGGAUCUGCACCAGCAAUGAGGCCACUCGAUUUUAAAACGAGUGCAAGAUUUGAGUAUGGUAAUUGCCAUAGUCCACCUUUGUACAUGGAAAAUGAUGAAGCUGAUCAAUUACUAUGGCCAGGCAGUUUUCGUCAAGUGACAAAUCCCGGUACCUCUCAUACUAACUUUUCUAUUGAUGGAUGCUCAAAUGUGACUUCUCCAUACGACGAAAAAGAUGAACCAAUUACACCAGAUCUCACCCUUAGGCUUUGAGAAUUUUGAGAGCAAAUACACCACUAUCAUUUAGCUAUCUUGUUUUAUUUGUAUAGUGAUAUAUAUUGUCCUAAGUGAAGAUUCUGAGAAAGUAGAACUUUCACAGAUAAUUCUGCUGGAUUUUCCGUUUGCUUUGUGUCAAGAUACUGUGCACAAUGCCACAAUCCCUGCCCAGGAUAGUGUGAUUUGGACAAUAUUAGAUGAUUGUUGUACAAUUUGAAUGUAUUAGUUAUGACUAGUAUUCCCUCCUUAUAAGCUUGAGUUACUUUUGAGAAUGGACGACUAUAAAUUUGUA